AUGCUCGUGGGCGACCGGCCUCAGCCCCGGUUUACGCCUGCCAUUGUAGAUCCGCCAAUCACGCACGUCAUGCCCGCCCUUAACGCCGGGUCAUCCACGGCCCCGUCGGCAACGGGCUGCGCGGAGAAAUCGACCAAGCCGAUGCUCCAACACAUUUGGAUCGUGACCGGGCCCGCCGGGUGUGGGAAAAGCACCGUGGGAGAGGGAUUACGGCAGGAAUUGGGGGUUCCCUUCCUCGAGGGCGACGAUUAUCACCCACAACUCAACAAAGAAAAAAUGGGGCGUGGCACUCCCCUCACCGACGAAGACCGCUGGGACUGGCUCAUCGCCCUGCGCAAAGCCGCCAUCGACGUCCUCGCCCCGUCUCCCGAACGGAACAACCCUGCCGGAGUGGUCGUGGCAUGCUCAGCGCUCAAGCAGAAAUAUCGCGACGUCAUGCGCGUCGCCGCAUAUGGUUCGCCCUCCGUCCAGAUUCAUUUCAUCUAUCUCCAGCUCGACGAGGACGUACUGAUGGCGCGGGUGCGCGCGCGCCAGCAACACUAUAUGAAGAGUGGCAUGGUUCGCUCACAGCUCGCGACUCUCGAGGAGCCCAAGGAUGAAUGGGAUGCGAUUACCAUCAAUGUGCAGGGACCCCCGGAGGAGGUGCAGAAGCGUGUUCAUGAUGCGGUGACCGCGAAGCUGGCGGAGUAUGUGUGA
Messenger RNA from Penicillium lagena, 696 nucleotides. Its product is annotated as gluconokinase. The coding region runs from base 1 to 696 and encodes 231 amino acids. The transcript is spliced from 2 exons. Gene Ontology annotation, molecular function: gluconokinase activity. The record is from RefSeq and is a predicted model, not a curated record. NCBI's taxonomy places the organism in Eukaryota, Fungi, Ascomycota, Eurotiomycetes, Eurotiales, Aspergillaceae. Gene Ontology annotation, cellular component: cytoplasm.